AUGAAGGUAAAAGUUCUCUUUACGAUCUCUUCUACGCCUGAGAUUAGUUGAUUUCCGUUCGUACAGCUGGGAUAAAUCCUUAUAAGAUGUAAAAUGAAGCGACAAAAACAAUAUUUCCAAAAUACAUAUGGCUUUGCUUAUCAUUCAUCAAUGACGUCCACUCUGUGUUUCCACAACUUAUGAACAAAAUUUCCCUUUCUUAUUUGUAAAAAUGGUUAGCAUUUUUUUCCAUCCAGCAAACCGCCCUAAUCGAUAAUCGAUUUUUUUUUUUUAUUAGUUUUACAAUAAGAAAUUGAAGGCACAGACAACAGGACUAAUAAAGUCCCAAAUUAAGUCCUGCCAUACAUGAAAAUACUACGCUAUACUAUGCUAUACUAUACUAUAAACGGUUAUAAAAUUAACAAAAUACAUAGCUAGUUACAUAUUUACGGUAUUACAUAAUUACAUUCGUACAAAAACUCAGAACAUGCACUUCUACGAACAACAGGACGUAAAACAAGAACGACAUUUAGAGCAAAACGUUUUCCAAGUCCUAGGCCUAUCCUAUUAACAUCAUUUUGUAAAGUCGUUUCGUUUUGGAUUUUUUUAUUAAUUCGGUUUAGGGUUAGAGCACGGUUAAUAGAAUUAGAUUCUAUUAACCGUGGUUAGAGUUAGGGUUGAGGUUAGGGUAAGGCAGGGCUGCCAACUCUCCCGGAUUAUCCGGGAGUUUCAAGAUUUUGGACCUAAUCUCCCAGUCUCCAGAUUUUGUCUUAAUUUUCCCGGAUUAGGACAAUCACCAACGUCGAUUUAUGCACUAGCCAUUUGAUUCUUCGUUAUCAAAGACACAGAAUAGGAAGUUAUACCAGAAGCGUAACUCUAGUCGUUUCCCUUAUUGUUUGACGUCCACGAAAAUUUUUAACUCGCUCACGUCAGGCCACGCCAUCCUGGCUAGUACAGCCGGAAGUUUUUAUCAGGAUUUGGUAGGUACAAAGUGCCGGUUGUACUAGCCAGGAUGGCGUGGUGAUUGAUGACGAAUCGCUUGUAAAAACGCGGACAAACAUUUGCUCGAGUAUAACUUCCUAUUCUGUGUCAAAGAUUUUAACAAUAAAAAUUAUUUGCGUUGCUCAUUAGAACUUCGUUUUGCGAGAAAAAUUUUGCGUUGCUUUUAAUCAGCGGUUGAAUGGCGCCAUUUUCCAUAAACACUUCAUCUUACAGGGAUUAUUUUACCAGUAUUGACGCCAUUAUAAAAGAUGUCGAUAUUUUAUUAAACUAGUACAUAAUAUGUGAACAUGGGCGUACCUUGGGGGGCGGGGGAGUUUGUUGGGCAGUCGGGCAAUAUUCGCUGAACAGUCGGGCAAUUUUGGUUUAUUAAAAAAAUAAAUUGGACAAAUUCUGUCAAUUUUGUGGUAAAUUUUGUGAUAUUUCCGAAAUUUUUGUUAGGUUCCGGAUAAUUUUGGUAUGUCCGGAAAAAACUUUUGACCCCUAAAAUGGUACACGGACCGAAAUUUUUUUGGCGACGGGGAGGGGCGCCAAAACAAAUUCCGAAAAAAAAUUUUUCGCUACUUAUCGGGCAAAAACUUUUUCGCUAAUUUUUGAUAAUGACGUCAUUUCCGACGUGACAUCAUCGAUUUUAAUGGAAUAUCAAUUCUCCAGAUUUGAAAACUUCCAGGGUUGGCAGCCCUGGUAAGGGGUUAGAGUAGUGGUAGGGUUUGGGUUAGUUACAUAGCCAUUUAACACCUCUUCUAUCUUGAGAAAAUGACAUCAGGUCAGUUUGCUGGAUGGAAAAUAUUGCAAACCUUCAAGGCCGGCGAGAGCCAACCACGGACCCCGGGACAAAUUGGUAAACACGGGCCCCCCGUCUAUCUUGACUCUCACAUUGAUAGCCACACCAAAGUCUAUUUUUUAAUCGCAAUCAACGAAGGAAUCGCCAGCGAAUUACUGGGUGUUUCGAAAACGAAGACCUACGAAAACGAAGACCUAAGAUGGAUCUUCGUAAUUACGAAAACGAAGACCCACUACGUGAAACGAAGACCCAUUUUUGUUUUCGUACUACGAAAACGAAGACCCUAAAAUAUUUAUUUACAUUGUUUUCGCGAAAAUAAGCGUAAAAGUGUCGCGAAAUUAAUUACAAGGCAAAUUAUUUAUUUUAUUAAUAUUAAUAUAUAACUUAAUGUUUAUAUUUGGUAGUUACGUAUUUAUACCUCUCAGUUUUAUCACAGAGUACUUACAUACAGAGGUCUCACUUCUGAGGGAAAACCGUAAUAAUUAAAAAAGGUAGUUUUUACCAAAAUAGCUGGUGGCCAUGUUCCUAAUCCAACCUUAUGAGCGUUACGCCACUGGACUCGUCGCCCGACCAUUAAGGCCCAUUUCCACUCAAGAAAAAUUUCCACGGACAGAAAAUUUUCCGAAAAUGUCAUUGUUAAAAGUUGAAAAUUUUCAACUUCAAAAUUCAGUCAGUUUCCUACGGAAAAUUUGUGUCGGCCAAUCACAUUUUACAAAAUUUUCUUUCCGCUGAAAAUUUUCUUGAGUGGAAAUGGGCCAUUAUAGACGCUUUGACGUUUGCCGAGUGACGUACGACCAGGCGUACGACAAUGAAUUUCGUGUAUUCAACCUUGGUAUCCAAUUUGAACAUCCAGUCAAGACACUUCUUGCUAGAGUCAAAUGGUUUCCGGAUUUUAGUAUAUGUCUCAUAAAGCCAGACUUUUUUUCAUUGGUUCACGAAUCCGUGAAAAUUCAGAAACGGUGAAAAAAAAAUUGGGAUGGUCACAACAAUUUUACAAUUUUAGUUUUGGGAUUCUGACAUGAAGUACACGCCAAAAUGAACUUAGACUCUAAGUACUGCUGACUCGUGUCAUCGUUGUGGUGAUUGAAAUAAAUGCGGGAACGCCACCUCCAACCGGACAUUUGAAGCCAAACUUGAAGGCCAGUCCCAGUCUUUUCACGCAUGCAAAGAGCGCUCAAUAUUCAAUCAAUUAUGAUGUAAACACGCGGGUUUGACCCCCGGAGUCGUCUGGGGGUCAAGACUUGACUUCAAGAGGCGGAUAGGCAGUUUAUCUGCAACCUCGUUCCCAGGGCCUUUAGGAAGAAAGACCCUGGGACCGAGGUUGGUUUAUCUGAAGGUAGCGUUCCAAUUCCAGUUAUAUUCAUUUCAAUGUUGUGGAAUACUGGUAUGAUCAAUAUGGAGAUUAGCCAUGUUUUUUCAGGUAGAAGUUAAAUGUUUAGAAGAUAAAAACUGAGACAAGUGAAAUAUAAUAAUACGACUAUCGGGGAAUUUCUUUCUUGAAGAAACACUCAAGUCAUCACAAACAAACAACCAAGACAACAUCAGUCCGAGUAGCAAGUUUAAAAAUAGAGAUUAUUAAUUUAUUUAUUUUUUUAUAUAAACAUAUUUAAUAACUUUAAUGUUUACCCAAGAGCGUGGACGCUCAUCGAGGGGCUCACACUACAUUUAACAAAUAAUUAAAUAAUAUACACAACAUGAGAAGACGAACAUUACAAAGAAAGAGGAAAAAACCCAACAAAAGUGAUAAAAGCUGGUUCAAUUAAAGGUUCAAAGUAAUAAAUUAAUUCUUAGAAAAACGAUUAGUUUGCUUAAUAUAUUUUUGAACAUGCAUAAAUAUACCGAUCUAUUACUUUCUAUACUCAAAUCAGUUGAACCAGACAAAAAUAUUUUAGACUUUUGAGAAUCGGACAGGACAUACCAGCUUUUACCAUAAAUUUGAGCAGCUACCGAGAGUAAGGAUAAUCUAAGAGCAGCAUAACGAGUUGACCGAUUACUCAGUUUUGUGUUCUUUUAAAUUUUUCCGCCAAAUCUUAGUCAAAUCCAUAAACCAAUGAAUACAAGAAGUCUGGCCUAAUCCUCUGGCUCUGCUUUAACAAUGUAUUAAUCCGUAUGUGCAGUAUGUCAAUUUUCAUUGUAAAUAAUGGUAGUUGUUGUUUUCAGGUAUUGCAUGGCAAGGACGCUGCCCAGUGGAUUGUUGAUAGUGGUAAAAUCAAAGGUGUUGGUUUGGAUGUUCGUUCUCUUGACCGUGGCCAAAGCAAAGACUUCUUCGCACAUCGAAUAUUAUUGGGUGACGAACUGUUUGGUCUGGAAAAUGUCAAAAAUAUCGAAAAACUUCCAACCAGUGGUGCGAUCGUCUAUGCGUCACCAUGCAAUGAAGAUUAAAAAUGGUAGUGGUGGACCAACUCGUAUUUUUGCUCAAACAGAUCCUGUGGCUAGAAGUUCUCAUCAAACAGCCAGUAUUGUGCUUCUGCUUUCCAUUGUCUUUACAAUUUUGUUCAUGUAACAAUGGAAAGAAAAACGGAUGUACAUGUUCUGACAGCCUUAUUAAAUUAAAUCAACUUUUAUUAAUUAACUUUUAUUUUAUUGAGUUUGUAUAUUGAGUGUAUUGUGCACAGUACUGCAUACUCAUGCACCGUGGAACAUUGCAGAACGUAACAAGAGUUAGUUAAUCACAAGGGUGGGUUGACUACAAAAUUUUUGUAGUUCGCUAUAACUACAGCUACUUCAAAAAUAUGUAGUCAGCUACAACUACUGCUACUUUUGAACAAAGGUAGUUCGCUACUGACUACAGCUACUGCUUAAAAAAUGUAGGCGAACAAUUUCGCUAUUUCGCUAUACUAUAUUUUUUAGUUUUACUAUAUUUGGAGAAUCUACUAACCCAGGCUGUAAUGUAAUCUAUGGCCAUCUAUAACAAAUCGACUUACGAGUAGCAACAGUAAACACAGAGCAACAUUUUUUGUGUUUAGGAUGUUCAGGAGUGCAAAUUGACUAUUGAGUAUUGAUUUUAAGCAAACCGUGUCUCAAUAUCAUGCUAUUCUAUCAAGUUGCUAACAAUUUUAAAAAGUAGCGAAUAGCGAUUCGCUGUUUGAAAAAUAGUCAACUACUUGGCUACUUUUAGGCAAAAUGUAGUUCGCUAUAACUACAGCUACUGUUUUAAAAAAGUAGUGAAAAACUACUGGCUACUUGAAAAUUGUAGUUCGCUACAGUAGCGAACUACAACUACUUCGCUACUACACACCCUUGAUAAAGUGUGACUUUGCUAGUCGGGGAUGUCCCGAGUUUAUCCGUCUCGAAGCUCUGGAAAGUCAUGUUCUGAAUUGUGGUUUUUCUCCUGUAUUGUAUUCAAACGAAGAAUGUGGUUUGGAGAUUAACAAACAAGACAGAGUCAAUCACGAGACUGAAGUUUGUGAAUACAGGAGAGUGAAAUGUCAUGACUGUGGACAGAUACAGGAGCUUGUUGGGGUUUUAAUGGAAAUUAAUAACACGACUAGCGAAAAAGUAGAAGUCUUGAAGGAGAAUAUGAAACAAGAAUUCAAAAAGUUCGAAGUAGGUAAGAAAGAUGUAAAAUAUGUAAAGGAAAAUCUUUCCAAAGUAAAAAAUAGGUACGCUAAGCGUACAUGUAUCUGCUCAUGGUGAUUGCACUUUUGCCAAGGCUUCAAUCAACACUCAGUAGCUUGUAAAAAAAUUUAAGGGACUGAUGUUUAACAGUUGACCAGUUAAAUAAAGUUAGAUUUAUAGUAUGUCAGAUGAAAGAAAAAUAAAAUGGCUGAUAUAUAUUCAACUUGCAGAAACUAAUUCCGUCCAUAACGUCACAAAGAUGAUAUUCAAUUUUAUGAUGUUCUUGUUGAAUCAUCUUAAUUUUAUAAUGUUCUUGCAGGGAUGGAUCCAGCAUGAUCUGAUAGGGGGGGGUACUCUGUCCGCUCUGGUGCCGAGUUGUGUCGGUCAUGUGUGCCACCCACCCAUCAACUUGCUUCACUAUUGCAAAGUCUUGCUUGACUACAGUAUUUGAAUUGUAAUUGUUGUUCACAGUUUGCCUAUCAUCAUAUUAUUACUCAAAUUUCUGUAUCUCAUUUUGUUUCUAAUAAUUUUUUGUUUAUCAUGAAAAAUAGGACCCCUUCCUGCACCCCCUCUGGCCAGGGCUAGGGGGGUGCAUCCCCCCCCCAGUAAAUCCAUCUCUGUGUUCUUGUUAAAACAUUUCGGGUUCCAAAUCUUCUUGAUAGUUCAUAAUAAACUUUAGCAGGCAUGCGAGAACAUGGUAGAUGCAUAGAACUUGUCAGGAUAACAGGUGGUGCCAAUAUACAUUGUUGUUCAUUGUUGAUUAAUUGAUUCAUUGACAUUAUUGACACUCCCCUGAAGGGGCUUUUCAGUGACAAAAAUUACAAACACAUAAACUUACUGUAUUAUUACUACAUUAGUCCUAAUUAAUUUUAUUGAAACAGAUUACUAGCAAACAAGGAAAAUUUCACAAAAACUGCAACAACAACAUCAACAUCAACAACAACAACAACAGCGAUGAUAACACACCAACAGUAGCAUCGACAACGCUUAUUGAUCAGCUACUGAAAAACAAGUACUUAAUAACUAUCCAGGAAUUGCUGGAGAAGUUUAUGUCUUAGUGUUAACUUUUGCAGAGUUUUGGAAGCCUUCUUAUACCAUAAUUGAUACAUAACAUCAACAUUUCUGCUGUUUAUAAUUGUUUUUAAAUAUAAUCUAUUUCCUUUUAGAAAAUGUCAUAGUCAGGUUUGAUGGCACACAAAUCAACUGUUUAUACCUAGUAAAUAUAUCAAAUAGGUCAUAUAUUGAAAGUCAUUCAUCAGCAACAAAUGAUGACAAGUAUGGAAAUUAGAAGUAUAAUUGAUAAUAUAGUUCUUGAAUAGAAUGAUAUAAUUCAGCAUAACAGAUCCAUGCAAUAAUAUUUUGUCGUGGAAGAAAAUCCACUAAACAGAAUAUUAUGUUAGUUUUGUACAUUGUGUGCUAUAUUAAAUAAGAUCCCAUUAUGACAUAUGGUUGUUGUUGAUUAUAAGACAACAUAGUAUGGGAUAGGUGAAGGGGGAUAUAAAUUGCUUAACUGGUGUUCUUGGCAAUGACAUUCAGUUGCAGAAAUCAGGGUCGAUGAAGAAGGGAGCACCCCGUCCAGGAUAUAUAGUUAAUAAUUAUGACUGGUUGCAACUGUUACUAUAAGUAUUGAUAUUCCAAUCUAAACUGAAUCUCUGCUCUUUAUGCAGCCACUAUUACUUUGCCUUGCUUUAAUGAAAGCAAGCAUUCAAUGCACAUACUGCUAAAAAGUGCUUUAAGAGAAAUGUUUCCAAUAUGUGUGACUUAGCUUCUGACUCUGCUAAAUUUGUAUAAAAAUGAUCUAUCAAAGUCUGUAAUGAAAGCAGACACCAAUUGUCUAUAGUUAUAAUCAUUGAUAAAGAAAUUAUGUAACCUUACGAAAUAUUUAUAUAGCCUUCUUAGCCUUCUAUUGGUUUCAUUCAACUAAUCUAUAUUAACUAAGUCACCAAUGAAAAUGUUAAAUUGAGAAGUACAUAAACAUCAACACUUACAACUCGAUAUACAACGGCAACAUGUGGAAGAAUCAACCAACAACGGCAACAUGUGGAAGAAUCAUUACUUUCAUAAUUUCAUAAUAGUAUUCUCAAUGCCAUUAGUCAAUAAUUUUCUUGUCCAAAUUUGCAAAUCAUUUCGUUUCCACUGCGUAUAAUUGCCAUAUUCAGACUAGUAAAAUGACGUUGUUUUAAACUGCAUUUGAUUUCGUAAAUUCACAAAUUGCCUUUUGUUUCACACUUUAGUAAGCCGCCAUUUUGAAAUUAGGAUCAUUACGUCAUUUCAUCUAUAAGCUGUCGUUGAUUGGCUAUGAGCACGCUUACAAAUUUCCGGUACGCGCACGAUGGCAAUAUAUCUGCUUCGCAGAUACAAUAAAAAUGUGGCUGAACUUAAAGUUACGAUGACACAAAUACUUCAAAAGUUAAGCAAUCUUGAAAUGAUGGGGAAUUCGCCGUCCCCAGUGAAGCCAAAUGAAGGUGCUAUGUUACCAGGUGCAUACGGGUCUGUGUCAAUGCCAGCAGCAGUAUUACGGAAUACCAGGUAUGCAUGGCCGUCGCCGGCAACAGUAAAUCACGGUCGAGUGCGGGAUCAAGACAAUCAAGAUCCACGACCGGAUCAAGACCUUCUAAAUCCAUCAGUUUUGGCUCAAGCGUCACCUCCAGAUCAAAAACAAAUGUUGGGCGAGCGUCUUUUCCCACUCAUUCAACAAACCCAUCCGCAUUUAGCUGGCAAGAUAACAGGAAUGUUGUUAGAGAUGGAUAAUGCACAAAUACUCCACAUGUUGGAGUUUCGUGAAGCAUUGGCUGCUAAAGUAGAGGAAGCUGUGAGCGUUCUCCAAGCCCAUCAAGCACGCCAAUCGAAGCAACAUUAA
Messenger RNA from Paramuricea clavata, 8180 nucleotides. The record is from the annotation of a GenBank genome assembly. NCBI's taxonomy places the organism in Eukaryota, Metazoa, Cnidaria, Anthozoa, Malacalcyonacea, Plexauridae.